AGGCUCUGCGCUGUUCACCCAAAGCUAAAAGGAAAGCAAAAAAAAUUAUAAUAGUAUUUUAAUUCUUCUCUGUGAAGAAGACGAAAGAAGAAGAAGAAGAAGAAGACCUAGCUUCGCCGCCUCUCUUUAUCGGCGACUCUUCUCUACCGUUUUGAUCGAUCUUGUUGGGGUUUCGUAUUCUCUGAUCGAGACUUUGUACUUGGUUAUAAAUCAAUCGGAGGAGAUUUUGAAGGGCGGUCGUUUUGAUAAAUCGAAUCGAGCUUUUGUUGAAAAACCAAUCUGUGGAGGAGAGUUGAAUCUGAGAUCUAAUCUCGCAUCGGAGGCGGUUUUGGUGUUUUUGAUGAGUGAUAGAUGAGAAAAAGUUGGUGGAAAGGUGAGGUUACACAUUGAGGAUUACACACAGCGAAGAGAAGAAAAUUCCAUUUGUGUUUGAAUCUAUACGUUGAUGGACUGCAAUGGAAGUAUGACAAGCACUGGCAGUUUAGAGCUUAAGGCUACCAUCAAUAACGACCUUCCUUGGAAAAUGGUGGCUAAAGGUAGUAGGAGUUCCACUAGGCGUACUAAGAAACAAGUUCCAAGGUCUGCAGCCCCAGAUGUUGAGGCAGAAGGAGAUACAGGAUCAGAAAAGCUUGGCGGCCGGCAUCUUGCAGAAAGAGUAGACCAUGUUCCGAUCAAGAAACGGAGAUUUAUGGUUCCCGCUCCAUCAUCUCUGAACGUGAGGUCACAACAUCGUGCUGAGGUCAAUCACGUUCUGCCUGUUUCACGGUUGAACCCUAAUCUAAUGCGCGGUAAAACACCAAAAGUCUCCCAAGAUCGCGGCAGUCAUGACUUCUCUGGUAUUGAGAUACUUGCAGAGGUUGCUUGCAGUAGUGGUAUGAGUAGCGAAAUUGCAUCCGUUGUUGACAGUCAGCUUGUGGAACCUGUUCGGCAGCAAGAUGCUUUGACCUUAUCUGGUCACGUGGAAGGUAAUGAUUCAUCAACUGGCACUGUUGAUGUAUCAGGGAAAGAUACUACGAUUGAGUCCCGUGAAAAGGGUGGAGAAGACAAGAGCGCAAUCAUAGCGCCUCAAAAUGCUUCGGCUGAUAUUUUGGGUAAUGCUUCGGCUGCUAAUCAGAGUGAAGAGCAUACUAGAGUAGCAUCUAGUAGUAUGAUAGUGGCCCAGAACAUCAGCCUUGCUGUUUCUAAUGAAUCCUCGACAGAGAGGCCAAAGGAAGAUAUGGAAGCAGGUGAUAGCGGAAAUUUAGCACCUCAUAGUGUCACAGUGUCAGAGAACAUAUCUGGUGAUGAGUGCACUGGAAAGGGUAAGAACUCGGAAUCCCUCACAAAGGAUAGGUUACACUGGGAUUUAAAUCUUCCAACAGACGCAUGGGGCCAGUCUUGUGAUGUAGUCGAUGAGACAUCCAGAAGAUACUCUGAUGGGGAAGUCACUGAGUCCGUUACAGAGAGAACACAUGUUGAUGGUAGUAAGGACUACGCUACCGGCCUGAUUGCAUCAGAUGUGCACAUGAAUUCUCCAUUGUCGCCUGAGCACAAGGCAGACGCUUCUACUCAAAAUGGUAAGGAGGGUCAAUCUGGUUAUGAUUCCCAAUUUGAGGAUGGAGAGUUGAGGGAACCAUACCCUUGGGAAGAAAACGAGGGUGAUAGCGGAGAUGUUGAACAAGUGGAUUAUGGGUCUGAGCCAGAGAAUGAGCGAUUCUACUCGUUGGCUGAGUGUAAUGAGAAUAAGAUGGAGGACGUUGAGAAAGGAGUCGUGGCACAGACAAAUUGUGGAGUUUCGAAGUGUGAAUCUGGCAAUGUGCAUGAAGAAAAUAGUGAUAUAGAGAAGCAUGUCGUGGUUUGCACGAAUGAGUCGCAUCCAAAAGGAUCUUCUCCUUCUAGGAGCUUCGGGGCAAAACCGUUCAGGGAGCCACCUUCACAUGAACCCAUCCGAAGUAGAAGGCCUUAUAGCCACGAAGACAUGAGUGAGAGAGACGCUGGUCCAGAUAAGUUUGUCGGGAGGGAGAGAACAGAGAUGCGUAUGCAAAACAGGAGUCCUAGGAGAGGACAGUUUAGCCGGUGGGAUUCCGAGCAUCGUUUCUCUCCAUCUAUAUACAAACGUGGUCAAUACGGUUUUGAACGUCCACCUCCUAAAACCGUUGAGGAGGGCCGAGUUAGGAUGAGUGGCUUUGAUCAGCCAGGGCCAGACCAAGGUCCCCAAGGCUAUGUUCGUAGGAAUUUCUCAAAUGGAGGAUACCGGGGUCGGUUCAGAAGGUUCCCAGAUGGCAACGGGAAUCGUGAUUUCAGAGGCGUAGAUUGUUCCUACCCUCCCGGUGAUGCUAACGACUAUCCAAGCCGCAUGCACAACAACCGGAUAAACAGUAGGAGAGAUAGAAGCAACUCCCCUCCCGUCUUCAGGAGAUUGCACGACCCUCAGUCACGAUCCAGGCCCAGAAGUCGCUCCCCAGUUUCAUGGAACGGGCAGAACAGAUCUCCUCCCGGGUUCAGGGCUGAUGACAACAGGAUGGAGAGGGUGAGGUUGCCGUUCCAGAAACGGUUUCCGCUCGACCAAGAGAUGGGGUUCAUGCCGCCGCAAAGAAACCAGCGAAACUCUAGGUUUUUCGACAGCAGAAACAAUGAUGGUGGUGGGGAGAAUCAUCAUAACAACUUCAGAGGAAGAAAAUCGCCACCGGGAAGGAUGUUUAGACAAGAGCAGAGAUUUGAUAACAUGAGAAGAGUGAACUCGGAGAACGAUAACAAUUUCAGACCAUAUGUGCGCCAGCAGCAUAAUAAUAAUAGAAGGUUUGAUGAUGGUGGUGGAAGCCGAGGAGAGGGGUGUAGAUAUGAGAAGAAUGAGAACAUGUAUGAGAUGGUGCACCGGCGUCCUCCUCCUCGGGGUUUGGGGACAGUUGAAGAAGACGAUGGUGGUAACAUCCGACGGUUCAGAUUAGACGCAGAACAACUAGACACUGGUGUUUCCAGCGACAAUAAGAACAACAACAGCGAUGCGUCAUUAACAAAUAAAACAUGAGACUUUUGGGUUUUGGUAGGUUUUGUUUUCAUCUUCUCGUGUUUAAAGUACACCAGAGUUCUAGAGAUACAAUCUGGUGAUGAUGUUGGUUUCUUCUGGUUUAAGGUUUAGAGUUUGGUUCCCAUUCUACCCCAGGCUCCACAAGAGGGCGUCUAGAUUUUUGUUUCUGUAUUUGGUCGCUGCUUUUUGUUUUUUCCUUCCUUGGAAAGUGGUUUUGUGGAAGAAGAUAAAAAAUGAAAAAAAGGAAAUGCUUCUGCAAAGUCCUCAUUGUUUUCUGUU
Messenger RNA from Raphanus sativus (radish), 3286 nucleotides. RefSeq lists its product as uncharacterized. The coding region runs from base 446 to 3007 and encodes 853 amino acids. The transcript has 4 exons. Lineage: Eukaryota; Viridiplantae; Streptophyta; Magnoliopsida; Brassicales; Brassicaceae. The record is from RefSeq and is a predicted model, not a curated record.